This is a messenger RNA of Thunnus maccoyii (southern bluefin tuna), 2551 nucleotides long. It is a transcript of the gene lrit3b, whose product is annotated as leucine-rich repeat, immunoglobulin-like and transmembrane domains 3b. Bases 1 to 1473 code for a protein of 490 amino acids. The record is from RefSeq and is a predicted model, not a curated record. NCBI's taxonomy places the organism in Eukaryota, Metazoa, Chordata, Actinopteri, Scombriformes, Scombridae. The transcript is spliced from 9 exons. Gene Ontology annotation, molecular function: protein binding.
AUGCUAACCUCAGCUAACCGCUUUAACUUCCCGCUGCGGCGUUACACGCCGAUAGAAACUCUGAAUAACAGUGACUGCCGCGAACUGACGUUCAGAGGGAGCAGCAGAGAUACUAAACACGAGGUGACGUCUCACUUCGCUCUAAAUCGAGACACCACAAACGGACAAAACGUACAAACGAGGCAGGAGUCUUUUAAUCCCUUGGGCCAUUUCACGUCGUUGGACCCGGGGCUUGAGCCCCGGAAACGUGAGACAGAGAGAAAGAGGAAGUCCUCUCUGUUGGUGGUCCACUCCUGUCCAGCUUUAUGUGCCUGCACUUAUGGGAACACUGGAAUAGCAGAGCUCAGGUUGGUGCAGUGCAGUGACCCUGGAAUCUCAGCUGUUCCCAUUAAUGUCCCAGCUGACACAGUCAAGCUGCGCCUGGAGAAGACCCUAAUCUCCAGGGUGCCCCGAGCAGCCUUCUACAACCUGUCAGAGCUGCGCUUCUUGUGGCUGACCUACAACUCCAUCACAUCAAUCCACCCCAGCAGCUUUGUGAACCUGAAGGCCCUGCGAGAGCUGCGUCUGGAUGGAAACCUCCUGACAGCCUUCCCCUGGGAGGGGCUGAGGGACAUGCCCCGCCUUCAGACUCUGGGCCUCCACAACAACCGUCUGUCCAGCCUUCCUGCCCACGCUGCACUCUUUCUCCCCAACAUCACCUACCUCGACCUGUCCAGCAACAGGCUGACUAUAUUGCCUGCUGAGCUGUUGGACCUUUGGUUUCCUCUCCCUGGUCAACAGGGAGGACCAGUACAAAGAAGAAUUUUGGGUCUCCAUGACAACCCCUGGUUGUGUGACUGCCAGAUCUCCAUGGUGAUGUCACUCUCCAUGUCCCUGGGGAGUCCUGUGGUUCUCAUGGACCAGCUGCUGACAUGCAGCAGGUCUUUGGGUCAGUCAGGGAUGCUGCUGACCCAGGUCCAGCUGUCCCGCUGUAUGAGGCCCUCUGUCCAGCCUGCAGCCACCAGAGUCAUCUCUCCACUGGGCAGCAACGUAAUCCUCCGCUGUGACGCCACUGGCUAUCCAACACCAACUCUGACCUGGAUCAAAACCUCAGCCAAUGCUGAUUGCUGCCAAAAGAACAUCCUUGACAACUCUGAACAGCUACCCAGGAAUUUGGAAAGUUUCAUGCAGGAAUCUCCUCGAGUAGGAGUUCGCUGGUCAAUAAUCAGCCUGAACGGGUUAUCCUACAAGGAUGCUGGUGAAUAUCGCUGCCAGGCACGGAACAUGGCAGGAAUAUCUGAAGCUCCAAUUAAGCUGAAGGUGGUGGGACUCACAAGACUAUCCCGACUCCCAAAAAAGAAGUCCCAGAAGACACCACCCAAGUCAUCAUCAAAAUACAGAAAGCCAAACCAGACUCUAGCUGCCAUCCCCACCCCCUCAAUGAAGGAGAAUCAGAUACUCCAAAACAUUAUACCACCUACCCCAAUUACAUAACAACACCCAGACAGCUUCUGAUCUUGUGUCUAAAGUCUUCCCCAUAGACAAGUACAUUAAGAUGCAAAUGAGACAGAUUCAAGACAGAUCAAGACUCAUCUGAGCGGUCAGACAGCUCAACCACUCGGAUGUCAGAAACACUUGUAUGAGAUACAGUGAAGUUGGUCGGUGUCAGUUACUUCAACAAGGAAAAAUACAACUUAAUUGACUUUUGUAGUUUUAGUGUUUCAGCCCUUGUUGGGUUCAUUCUGCACUUCAAAAUAACACACUGUAUGUUGAUGAGACAUCCAACUUGUUUGCAAAAAUAAAAUGUGUGACACACAGAAAAGUGGAUGUGUCAUGUGUCUGUUGGUGUGACCUGAAAGUUCUCUCAAAGGGGUUUUUGAAACUUGGAGUUUACAACAUGAGUCACAAAUCCAGCCUGAAGGACAAUUUCACAAUGUUUCAAAUAUUUAGAACUCAGUGUUAUAUGUGGGCUGCAAAUUUAGAUUUUUCUUCUGUCUUAGAGCAAUCUUUUAAUUUUCUAGUGGGUUGCAAAAUCUGAGAGAAAUAAUAACUGGCUCUUUAUUUCACAUCUAACAUUGAGCAAAUAAACAUUUUAGUUAGCACCAAGAGCAUUCUGAUUCACAUCUGACACAAAUACAUCUCUUCCUGUCUCAUCCACAAGGAGAAAGCUACAGGUCAAUGACAUGACUCGCAGGUAGGUGCAACAACAGAUAACAGCAAAUCAAACAGAUAAUAACAGAGGAAGAGCAAGAGAUUAAGAGAAAGCCAAUUAUGAUCAACACUAGAAAUCUUCUUUGACAAUGUGACAUGUCCAGUAGAUGGCACCAAUAGAUAAUCUCCAGGUUUUGAAAGAACUCUUGAGAAUUUGAAAGGGACAGUCCUCCUGUGACAUGAGAUUAUUAGCCUUUACUUUCAUGUGUGUCAGUGGCCAUCGGCUGGCUAUUGUCUUGUGGUUCUAUUUGAUUUACUUUGUGUAACAGUCUCAUCAUGCUUUCAGUAGAAAAUCUUUGCCCUGAUAGAAUACAACUUUAUUGUCCACAAAAAAGGAAAAUUGUCUUUGGCAGUUCAUUAA